Lachancea nothofagi CBS 11611 is the source of this 885-nucleotide messenger RNA. The record is from the annotation of a GenBank genome assembly. Lineage: Eukaryota; Fungi; Ascomycota; Saccharomycetes; Saccharomycetales; Saccharomycetaceae.
AUGCUCAACAUUCGAGAUAGAACAACCGAGUUCCAACGUUCGGUCAUACAGCAUAGCAAACGGUCUCAUGAUGUUGUUAAGAAACAAAGUACGGUGCAGAAGUCCCAAUUUCAACAACAAGCCUCAGUUAUAGCGCAUGAAAUUGCACAGACAGCCCAGUUAUUGGGAAAACUCGCACAACUGGCAAAGAGGAAACCCAUGCUGAAUGAUAACCCUGUAGAAAUUGCAGAAUUGACUUAUGUGGUUAAACGCAAGAUUUACGCGGUCGAACAGAAUAUGUUAGAGCUGGCCAAGAUGGGCGGGAACCAAAAUGCGUCAUCUCAGCCUAUUCAACAUACCAGAAAUGUGGUAAACUUACUGAAUACCAAGAUGAAAAACAUCAGCGGUGAUUUUAAAAGCGUGCUGGAACAACGUCAAAGGCUAGAGCUUGCGAAUCGCGACCGAUGGGAACAACUUAGUGCUCAUACCGAGUCUGAACAGCACCAUACCUACAAUAACUCCAAUCCAUUUAUGUCCUCAGUCUUGGACGAGGGAAACGGAAACGAGGGCCAGUUAACCCUUCCACAAGAGUCACAAAUGCUUUUGCUCGAGGAACAGACUUCUUCGUCCGCCUAUUUGCAGGAGCGCAAUCGUGCCGUGGAGACUAUCGAGUCCACAAUCCAAGAAGUUGGAAAUUUGUUUCAACAAUUGGCGCAUAUGGUCCAGGAACAAGGUGAGGUUAUUCAGCGAAUAGAUGCGAAUGUAGAUGAUAUCGAUCUCAACAUUUCAGGUGCACAAAGAGAGCUACUCAAGUACUUUGAUCGCGUGAGCAGCAAUCGUUGGCUAGCGGUUAAAAUUUUCGCCGUUUUGUUUGUGUUCUUUCUAGUAUGGGUUCUGGUAAAUUGA